Molecule: messenger RNA, 2047 nt
Organism: Notolabrus celidotus (New Zealand spotty)
Lineage: Eukaryota; Metazoa; Chordata; Actinopteri; Labriformes; Labridae
Gene: cldn11a
Product: claudin 11a
Exons: 3
Coding region: 221-877 (218 amino acids)
Biological process (GO): bicellular tight junction assembly; cell adhesion
Cellular component (GO): bicellular tight junction; plasma membrane
Molecular function (GO): structural molecule activity
Source: RefSeq, a predicted model, not a curated record
AUGUGAAAGCUUCAUUCUGUGGAAGUGCGCAGCACAGUUCGAUUGAUGGGAUUAUUGAAUUGGAGGGAAGAAGAGAACUACGACUCUGGAUUAACUUUUUCGAGGGAAUAUCAGAAGUUAAUAUCGCUUGUUUUACCUAUUUUUUCACUUUAACUCACUUUUUAAAGUUUCUUGCGGUGUCCAAACUCAGGACUUGUGGUCUUUGCGCAUCAUUCGUGCCAUGGCAAACUCGUGUCUUCAAUUGAGCGGCUUUCUCAUUAGCUGCCUCGGGUGGCUGGGCAUCUUGAUCGCAACAUCCACCAACGACUGGGUGAUGAUGUGUAAAUAUGGUCUGAACACCUGCAAGAAGAUGGAUGAGCUCGGGGCAAAGGGUCCCUGGGCAGAGUGCGUCAUCUCCACGGGACUUUAUCAUUGCUACACGUUGACACAGAUCCUGGAGCUGCCAGCCUACAUCCAGACGACUCGUGCCCUGAUGAUCACAGGCUCAAUACUGGGGCUCCCUGCAGCAUUAAUGUGCCUCAUGUCCAUGCCCUGCAUCAACCUCGGCAGUGAACCCCAGAGUGCCAAGAACAAACGCACCAUCCUUGGAGGAGUGCUUAUAAUCAUAGUUGGGCUGUGUGGUAGUGUGUCUACAGUCUGGUUCCCCAUUGGCGCUCACCAGGAACAGGGUCUGAUGUCAUUUGGCUUCUCCCUUUAUACUGGAUGGAUGGGAACAAUCUUCUCCCUGCUUGGUGGGUCCAUUCUUACCUGUUGCUCCUCAGACGACUCCUCAUCACGCUCCUACCAGGACAACAAUCGGUUCUAUUAUUCCAAACAGGGUGGUGGCAACGCACCAACAGCUGCCGCCACCAAUCACGCCAAGAGCGCCCACGUCUGAAAUGGGAGCGCUUGUGAACACUGAUUGGAUGUGUGGGGGACUGUGGUUUGUAUAUAGAACCACAUUACAUUAGCACAGACACUCCUGCAUUCAAGCACACAUACAGUAGGAGGAGGGAAACACAACUACACACACUCAUUCAUGUUUGUUUAGGUAAAUAGACAUAUUCUUGAAUGAGCACACAAACAUGCAUAAAAGAGACACUCACACAUCCAAACACACAAAGGCUGUUUUUGUUGGAGCUCUUUUUUUCUUGGAUGGAUUAUUUUUGUAUCGGAGAGCUCGUCCUCCAGCUUUCUCAAGUUGGGCGUGGUGUGGACUCUCCCCACUGUUACAUCCUUUUACAGCGUUGUGAUGAACUGCCUACGCAGCAGCCUCAGGUCUUAAUCACCCAUGGCCUUGUGGACUGAGAUAUUGAUCUCUCAUAUUACUUCUAUUUUUCUAUUUAGAUGCUCCCAGAGAUGAAAUCUUUGAUGAUAAAUCUUUUUUUGUUCUAAUCAUAUGAUAUUGUGAUCUGUAGUUUGGAUAAGAGCAGGGCUUGAAAGAAUUAUGUUUUGAAUUGAAUGUGUUACAACGUUGUAUAUGUACAUUACUUUUUCUUUGACAAUAUUGUACAAAUCUAUGGUGAACUUGCCUCUAGAGAGAUAGACUUGAUUAAAAAAUCUUUUUUAUAGCCACUGAAGAAUUAAUGUUGCAUGAUGGGAAUAUGCAUUUCAGAAAUAGCUGUAGACGGCAGUGUUACAGUCUCUAUCUUUGUCUUAUGAACACUGGUAGUAAUAUUCUCUAAUCCAAACACAUUCAUACUUGACUAACUUGCUUCUUUUUUAAUUUUCAGUAACAACUAUGUAACAAUAAAGCAACUUAUCCUCCAACUGUACAUAAUUAAAUAUGCAUUUACAACAAACAUAUUAGUCUAAUUACCUCAUACAAGGUAGCUUUACAAAUGGUGUGUAGCUAAAGGUUUUUUCACUAUAUGCACAAAAGUCAGUAUAAUGUAGAUGAGCAUAUUUUGAACAACUGUGAUGACUUGAAUGUUCAAUAUUCAAAAAUGCACCGGUGGACCCUCAUAUUUCCAACUCAGAUUUGUGCAGAAGCAGUAUUAGCUUGUUAUUUAUUGUUUCACUGAUGUGCCUUUGUUUGAUUUUCUACAAUAAAGACAAAAUAACUGAU